Larimichthys crocea (large yellow croaker) is the source of this 781-nucleotide messenger RNA. RefSeq names its product proteasome 20S subunit beta 6 (gene psmb6). The transcript has 7 exons. Gene Ontology annotation, molecular function: threonine-type endopeptidase activity. NCBI's taxonomy places the organism in Eukaryota, Metazoa, Chordata, Actinopteri, Sciaenidae. The coding region runs from base 33 to 755 and encodes 240 amino acids. The record is from RefSeq and is a predicted model, not a curated record. Gene Ontology annotation, cellular component: proteasome core complex; cytoplasm.
CUUAUUAAAAAGCCGCUGUGACCGCACAGCGCAUGCGCAGGCAGACAGAGAAGAUGGCGGCAGCAGCAGAGAUGGGCCCGAUGUUCCGACAGAACUUUUCCACGAACCACGACCUGGUACCGGACUGGACCAGCCGGGAAGUCAGCACCGGGACCACCAUCAUGGCGGUGGAGUAUGAUGGAGGAGUUGUGAUCGGAGCCGACUCUCGGACCACCACUGGAGCGUACAUCGCCAACAGAGUAACGGACAAACUGACUCCGAUCCACGACCGGAUCUUCUGCUGCAGGUCUGGCUCGGCUGCUGACACUCAGGCCAUUGCUGACGUGGUGACCUACCAGCUCGGCUUCCACAGCAUCGAGCUCGAUGAGCCUCCAUUGGUGGAGACAGCAGCCAAUCUGUUCAAAGCGAGCUGUUACCGCUACAGAGAAGAGCUGAGUGCAGGAAUACUGGUGGCAGGCUGGGACCGCAGGAAGGGGGGACAGGUGUACUGUGUUCCCAUUGGAGGGAUGAUGGUGAGACAGCCUGUCUCUGUCGGUGGUUCUGGCAGCAGUUAUAUUUACGGCUUCAUGGACUCGAACUACAAACCAGGACUGACCCGAGAACAGUGUGUGGAGCUGACUGCUGCAGCUCUGGCUCUGGCGAUGGAGAGAGACGGGUCUAGUGGCGGUGUGAUUCGUCUGGCGAGUAUCUCAGAGGACGGCGUGGAGAGACGAGUCAUCAUGGGAGGCUCUCUGCCCAAGUUCUCCACACACUAACACACACACACACACACACUAACACA